Molecule: messenger RNA, 3632 nt
Organism: Stegastes partitus (bicolor damselfish)
Lineage: Eukaryota; Metazoa; Chordata; Actinopteri; Pomacentridae
Product: AP-1 complex subunit sigma-2
Exons: 5
Coding region: 79-552 (157 amino acids)
Biological process (GO): vesicle-mediated transport; intracellular protein transport
Cellular component (GO): membrane coat; AP-1 adaptor complex
Molecular function (GO): clathrin-cargo adaptor activity
Source: RefSeq, a predicted model, not a curated record
CGAUGUCAACUGUCGGUGUUUCAGGGUGGCGUUGGGUGGCUCAUUUCUUCAGAGGGGAAAACAGUGUUAUAAUUCAAGAUGCAGUUCAUGCUUCUGUUCAGUCGACAAGGAAAGCUCAGGCUUCAGAAGUGGUACGUGCCUUUGUCUGAUAAGGAGAAAAAGAAAAUCACCAGAGAGUUGGUGCAGACAGUCCUGGCUCGGAAACCCAAGAUGUGCAGUUUUCUGGAGUGGAGAGACCUGAAGAUCGUGUAUAAGAGAUAUGCCAGCUUGUACUUCUGCUGUGCCAUAGAGGACCAGGACAACGAGCUCAUCACACUGGAGAUCAUCCAUCGAUAUGUGGAGCUGCUGGAUAAAUACUUUGGCAGUGUUUGUGAGCUGGACAUUAUUUUCAACUUUGAGAAGGCUUACUUCAUUCUGGAUGAAUUCCUGUUGGGAGGGGAAGCUCAGGAGACGUCCAAAAAGAAUGUACUGAAAGCUAUCGAGCAGGCAGACCUACUGCAGGAGGAAGCAGAGACCCCUCGCAGCGUACUGGAGGAAAUUGGACUGACAUAAACAUUGUCCUCAUCAACAUCCACUCGCCACACACUCCAUCAUGUGCCAGCUACUCUGCUGUAUGUAGCUGAUAACCACUCACAUUCAUCUCAGAGCACUCACACACACACACACACACGCACACACACACACAACAUGGUUUUCCCGUGCAUCGAUGUUCUACAAUUCAUUUUUUGUACUGUUUUGAAAGACAAUGUAGCACUGUUUGUGUAUUUCCUGCUGAGUUAUUUAUUUGUUCUGUGUGAUGACAAACAGAAAUGCAGCAUAAUUAAGCUUUAUGCUGCUUUCCUGUCUCACUCAGAUGCUGUACUGAGUGGAUUUCUGCUUGAUUUUGAUUUGACCAAAGCUAAUAUAUUCUGUGAAGCAAAGUUCUGAAUUUCAAAUAUGUAAAUCAAACCUAGAGAAUAGGCUAUAUUAUAUUAUAAAGGGAAGUCAAAAGUAUUACAUUAACAGAACCAAAGAGUUGUUUCAUCUCAUAUUUGUUUCUUCAACACUGUAUUGUGGUUACACUGAACUUCUUUGUCAUUUAUUAUAGAUUCACUGUACUUAUAUUGUAUUGCACCACUGCAGUCUAACUUGACUGUGCAGUGGCUUAAAAAAGAAAAUAUCUCUUUUUUUAAAAAAAUGAGUAUUCUCUCAGUUUACAGGCCGUUUUCACUCCUAUAGUCUGACUGUUUGGUCUAUUGGUUUCUAAUGGCAGAUCCCACUCAAUGUCGAAUGCCUUAAUCACUGAUUGAUGUCCAUAUCUGAAAAGAGAGACUAUAUAUUAAUAUUGCAUAAGAGAAGCACUUGCAUGCCACUGCGAUGUAGCAGGUAAAUACACUGAUCUGAUUUUAUUCAUGUGCAAGAACUGUGUUCUUCUGUUUACUACUGUGAUUCUCUUUUACUUAUUUUAUGGAAACAUUUCACUGAACAAAAGUUGCAACAAAAACUGAUGUCACACACAGUAAAUACUAAUUAUUGUAGAAGCUGAAUUAUUCCAUUUUUGGGCACAAGGUUGCAGGAGAACAGGUGGUAGACAUUUUCAUCCUGUCACAAUCAUGUUGUAGACUUCAGGGGGGACACAGGGAAGCAUCCCCCUUGUCAAAUAAAGACAUUAAAGAAGUAGAAGACUUUUAUUUUGAAAAAACUGCUGUACAAUUACUGUUAGAUGCAGACAGAGUCUUUUUUUUACUCUCAGACAAGGAAUUAUGAGCUCAUACAACCACUAAAUGAAUUGUUAAAAACAAAAUUAGAAUUAUAUAUAUAUAUAUUCCAUUAUGUUUUGAAUUAACUGGUGCCUAAAUAUUGUGUUUCCUGAACAUAAAUAAAGAUAUUUCCACUAUAAAUUAAGGCCAAAAUUAAACCAACUGGUGCAUAACAAUGUGUUAAUGUGCCCCAGCCUCCAUAUACAAAUGAAAGCUGUGCCCAUGAUAUAAGUGUCUUCGUCUCUUGUAGCUCUGCUCUCAUCUCCUAAUUAAAUCCUGAGAAAAAUACCUGAAUUUUUACCACCGAUAGUUUUAUUUUCUUCCCCAGCUAGUCACUGAGGCCUUGUCCACACGUACAUGGAUAUUUCUUUCAAAAUGUACACUUUUUUCCCCCUGUUUUUGUGUAUGUUUUGGCCUUUUGUCCACAUGGAAAAGCAGAUUUAGAUCACUGAAAACAGACCUCUUGAAAAACUCCUGAAGCCUGACAGAAACUCUGUUGGCAGUGUUUACUUGUAUCCAGGGACUUCUGGACUUCUGACACAGAGUUUGUGCAACUUUGUUUACACGAUUAUGGGAUUGUGUGUCACGGUGGAGGUGGGCAAAUUAUUGCUGGUGCUAGCCUUGCUAACUUUUUACAUGUUUACACGUAAAUGUACUGUUAUUCUACCACUACACUGAAGAACAGAGGCGUCUGAAUCAGUCUACACAUACGAUGCACUGUUGCUGGUGGUAGCCUACCAAAACCACUAGUAGCUUUUUUCAGGCUUCUGAUUGGCUUUAGGUUUACAGGUAUAGCACCACUUUUUGGUUGUUGAUACCCUUGACAUCACUUCAAAUUGUGUUUUUUUGCGUUGUCAUGUAGAGAGAUUUUUGUAAUGCAUACGAGUGGACUCGGCCUAAAUUUGCCACAAUGCUUAGUAGUAUAUGGAGUAGGAAUACUGAUUAGGAGUAAUCAAGGAGACUGACAGCUGACAUUUGAAAACAAUGUAGAUUUGCCGUAAAGUGAAACAACUGGUGUCAAAAUGUUUAAAUUACACAAACUAGUUGAAAUGUGUCUAAUUGUUAUGUUUUAAAUAUGUUUAAACAAAAGAGAACUUUUUUAAUAUUCACCUUUCAGUGUUGACAGUAGAUGUUAGAUGGGAACAGGACCCAAUAGUGACACCGAAAAUUGAAAAAAUGCCCAAUAUCAGACUGAUAAUUGACUAUCAGAGCUUGUUUGCUGCUGCUGGAACAGUGAGAGUGGCAACUACACAGUAAAUUUACAGCAGUUCAAUCAAAACUAAAAGCUAAAGAAUUAAUCACAGUUUCCUUCUUUUCCUAUACUCUGUAAUAAACAGUAUUAAGGAGCAAACCUGCCCUAAUCAUACAGAACAAUGACCAUCUGUGCAUUGGGAAUUCCCCACCUUUUUGCACUGUUUACAGAUGUUUUCCUUUUUUAACCUCCUGGGGGCCCAUAAAGACUCUGCUGUAGUGACAUCUCCCUCACUGCCACGUUGUUUCACCUGUUACAACUCAACCACUUUGUCCAACAUUAAUUCACUACAACACAGACACCAUCUUAUCAUAGUUCCACCCGACUACAACCUGAGCAGAGGCCAUGGAGGAUCAAUUGAAAACUACUUUGUCAAAGCCGUUUCACUGUCCAUCCUACACUGCUAGUUAUUUAGUAUAAAUCACACAGAGUCUCUGGCCUGUGAAGCCACACAUACAGCCGCCCUCAAAUUUAUUCAUUCCCUCCCAUUAAAGAAGGAAAAAAACAGCUGUCACUGAAAUCAGUCAAAAUAAUAAUAAUUUUUUUUUGAUGCAAAUCAUAGCAUUGCUUUUAAACUGUGGUCCAAUAUAAAUAUUAAAAAACAAAAACAAAAGCCAAGCAAACAAGCAUGAUGGGACCGG